GGUAGAAAAAUAGUUCCAAAUUGCUUUGCAUUGAAUAAUUAGGACAAAAAUGUGCACAAUUAAGCUCUUUCUUUUUAUCAUUCCUCUAGUUAUUUCUUCCAGAAUUGAACAACAGAAUUCAUCAUUUGAUUCUAUAUCUUCAGAGCCCAAAUCAAGAUUUGCAAUGUUAGAUGAUGUAAAAAUUUUAGCCAAUGGCCUCCUUCAGCUCGGACAUGGUCUUAAAGACUUCGUUCAUAAGACUAAGGGCCAAAUUAAUGACAUAUUUCAAAAACUCAACAUAUUUGACCAGUCCUUCUACGAUCUGUCUCUUCAAACCAACGAGAUCCGAGAAGAGGAGCAGGAACUAAGAAGAGCCACAUCCAAACUACAAGUCAGAAAUGCAGAGGUGAGGAAUAUGUCACUUGAGCUCAGCUCCAAGCUUGAUGGCUUGCUAGAAGAAAAAAGUAUACUGCAGCGAAAAGUCAGACAUCUGGAAGAGCAAUUAACUAAUUUAAUUCAAAAUCAACCUGGAAUUCAGGAACAUGCAGAAGUAACUUCACUUAAAACUUUUGUAGAACAACAAGACAAUAGCAUCAAAGAUCUUCUCCAGACUGUGGAAGAACAAUACAAACAAUUAAACCAACAGCACAGCCAGAUAAAAGAAAUAGAAAACCAGCUCAAAAGGACUGGUACUCAAGAAUCCACAGAAAACUCUCUUUCUUCCAAAUCAAGAGCACCAAGAACUACUCCAACUCUUCAGCUGAAUGAAACAAAACAUACAGAAGGCAUCCCUGCUGAUUGCUCUGCCAUUUACCAGAGAGGUGAACAUGCAAGCGGUGUGUAUACUAUCAAACCAUACAACUCUCAAGUAUUUAACGUCUACUGUUAUACUGAAUCAGGUAGCACAUGGACAUUAAUUCAACACCGAAAAGAUGGAUCUCUGAACUUCAAUGAGACGUGGGAGAACUACAGAAAUGGUUUUGGGCAGCUUGAUGGAGAAUUCUGGCUGGGCCUGGAGAAAAUAUAUUCCAUUGUGACACAAACCAACUACAUUUUACGAAUUGAAUUAGAAGACUGGAAAGACAAUAAGCAUUAUGUUGAGUACUCCUUUCACCUGGGAGAUCACGAGACCAACUACACAUUACGUGUGGCAGAGAUUGCUGGCAAUGUCCCCAUGGCUCUCUUGGAACACCAAGAGUUGAUGUUUUCCACAUGGGAUCACAGGGCAAAGGGGCACCUUGACUGUCCAGAAAGUCAUUCAGGAGGCUGGUGGUGGCACGGUGGAUGUGGAGAAAACAACCUAAAUGGCAAAUAUAAUAAACCAAGGGCAAAAUCUAAGUCAGAGAAGAGAAGAGGAAUAUAUUGGAGAUCUCAAAAUGGAAAGUUACAGUCUAUCAAAUCAUCCAAAAUGUUCAUCCAGCCAAGAGACUUAAAAAGCUUUGAAUGAAUUGAAGGAAAUUAAAACAAAAAUCUACCUAAUAAAUUAACAUUAAACCAUCCCAAAUUACUAUAGUUUGAUAAUCUGGUAUUACAUCCUUAAUUUAAUAAGGCUAAAGAAAUAAAAUUUUAAUUAAUUUUUAAAAAUUAUUUCUCUGUGUGUUGUAGGCACACCAGGAUCUCUUGUCAUUGCAAACAAAUACCUGUCUUACUUUACAUGGGUGGCUAAGGGAUUGGAACCAAGCCAGAAGUCUUUUCAAGCACCUACCUUUAAUUGCUAAGCCAUCUCCAUGACCUGAAUUUUUAAUUAAUUUCAAAGUCACUAUUAACUUAUGACAACAUCAACGCCACCAUUUACCUUACUCAAAAAAAAAAAAAAAUCUAUUAGAGUAUUUCUUCAUAAAUUUUGUAA
Molecule: messenger RNA, 1828 nt
Organism: Jaculus jaculus (lesser Egyptian jerboa)
Lineage: Eukaryota; Metazoa; Chordata; Mammalia; Rodentia; Dipodidae
Gene: Angptl3
Product: angiopoietin like 3
Exons: 7
Coding region: 50-1426 (458 amino acids)
Biological process (GO): phospholipid catabolic process; phospholipid homeostasis; triglyceride homeostasis
Source: RefSeq, a predicted model, not a curated record